Messenger RNA from Diospyros lotus (date-plum), 3373 nucleotides. RefSeq names its product ATP-dependent Clp protease ATP-binding subunit ClpA homolog CD4B, chloroplastic. Gene Ontology annotation, cellular component: cytoplasm. The coding region runs from base 214 to 2985 and encodes 923 amino acids. NCBI's taxonomy places the organism in Eukaryota, Viridiplantae, Streptophyta, Magnoliopsida, Ericales, Ebenaceae. The record is from RefSeq and is a predicted model, not a curated record. Gene Ontology annotation, molecular function: ATP binding; protein binding; ATP hydrolysis activity. The transcript has 10 exons. Gene Ontology annotation, biological process: cellular response to heat.
ACUUGAAUUGAUCGAAGAAGAUUAAUAUCUAUGGAACCGCCAAUUAUCGUCCACAUCUACUACUACUCAUCAAUCCGCCCGAUCCUAUAAAUAUCUCUCUGUGCCCUUACCCCAACCCCCAAUCUCUCUCUCUCUCAAGUUCCCCUCUUUCUCUAGCCCUUUUCUUCAAUCAAUCGAGCUCUGCUUGAGUUGCACAGCCACUGAGUGGAAGCCAUGGCUAGGGCACUGGUUCAAUCGACUAAUUUCCCUUCUUCAGUGGCCGGUCAAACGCAUGGCCAGCUCAAGGGAUCUUCAAAAACAAAAAGGACUGUGAAAAUGAUGUGCAACUCACAAGCAUCACAACUUAGGAUGAGAAGUUUCUCGGGGUUGCGAGGUUCAAAUGCUUUAGAUACUAUUGCUAGGUCUGGCUGCAAUUUUCAUUCUAAGGUUGCAGCUGCAACCUCUGUCCGGCGUGGAAAACCUAGCCGAAGUGUGCCAAAAGCUAUGUUUGAGCGAUUUACUGAAAAAGCAAUAAAAGUUAUUAUGCUUGCACAAGAGGAGGCUAGACGGCUUGGUCACAAUUUUGUUGGGACAGAGCAGAUUUUGUUGGGUCUUAUUGGUGAAGGGACAGGCAUUGCUGCUAAGGUUCUUAAGUCUAUGGGAAUCAAUUUGAAGGAUGCUCGUGUGGAGGUGGAGAAGAUCAUUGGAAGGGGUAGCGGGUUUGUAGCUGUGGAGAUUCCAUUUACUCCUCGUGCAAAGCGUGUUUUGGAGCUUUCUCUAGAGGAAGCCCGCCAGCUAGGUCAUAAUUAUAUUGGGUCUGAGCAUUUGCUGUUGGGAUUGCUUCGUGAGGGUGAAGGUGUUGCAGCCCGUGUCCUUGAAAAUCUAGGUGCAGAUCCAAGUAACAUCCGCACACAGGUUAUUCGAAUGGUUGGAGAAAGUACAGAAGCUGUUGGUGCCGGUGUAGGAGGGGGAUCUAGUGGCAAUAAGAUGCCAACAUUGGAGGAAUAUGGGACUAACUUGACAAAAAUGGCUGAGGAGGGUAAACUGGAUCCAGUUGUUGGAAGGCAGCAGCAAAUAGAACGUGUGACCCAAAUUUUAGGCCGGCGGACAAAAAAUAAUCCCUGCCUUAUUGGAGAGCCUGGUGUAGGGAAAACAGCUAUUGCAGAAGGGCUUGCACAACGAAUUGCAACUGGUGAUGUUCCAGAAACGAUAGAGGGGAAGAAGGUUAUAACCCUAGAUAUGGGUCUUCUUGUUGCUGGAACCAAAUAUCGUGGAGAGUUUGAGGAAAGACUAAAGAAACUGAUGGAGGAAAUUAAACAGAGUGAUGAAAUAAUAUUAUUCAUUGAUGAGGUGCACACAUUGAUUGGAGCAGGAGCAGCGGAGGGUGCAAUUGAUGCUGCAAAUAUCUUAAAGCCAGCUCUUGCAAGAGGUGAACUGCAGUGUAUUGGCGCCACUACACUUGAUGAAUACAGAAAGCACAUCGAGAAAGACCCAGCCUUAGAGAGACGUUUCCAGCCAGUUAAGGUGCCUGAACCCACAGUGGAUGAAACCAUACAGAUCCUGAAAGGGCUUCGUGAGCGAUAUGAAAUACACCAUAAGCUCCGUUACACAGAUGAGGCACUAGUUUCUGCAGCCCACCUGUCAUACCAGUAUAUUAGCGAUCGCUUCCUGCCUGAUAAAGCAAUUGACUUGGUUGACGAAGCAGGUUCUCGGGUUCGGCUUCGUCAUGCACAGCUUCCUGAGGAGGCACGGGAUCUCGAGAAGGAGCUGAGGCAGAUUACUAAGGAGAAGAAUGAAGCUGUUCGCAGCCAGGAUUUUGAGAAGGCUGGGGAGUUGCGAGACAGAGAAAUGGACCUUAGAGCUCAGAUUACUGCCAUUGUAGACAAGGGCAAAGAGAUGAGCAAAGCAGAGUCUGAAGCAGGGGAUGAGGGUCCAGUUGUGACAGAAGUGGACAUACAGCACAUUGUCUCUUCAUGGACUGGUAUUCCUGUUGAGAAAGUGUCGACUGAUGAAUCUGAUCGCCUGUUGAAGAUGGAAGAGACUCUCCACAAGCGAGUCAUUGGUCAGGAUGAAGCUGUCAAGGCCAUCAGCCGUGCCAUUCGACGAGCUCGUGUUGGACUCAAGAACCCCAAUCGACCCAUUGCUAGUUUCAUCUUCUCUGGUCCUACUGGUGUUGGGAAGUCAGAACUAGCAAAAGCACUAGCUGCCUACUACUUUGGUUCUGAAGAAGCCAUGAUACGGCUUGAUAUGAGUGAAUUUAUGGAGAGGCACACUGUCUCCAAGCUCAUCGGUUCACCUCCUGGCUACGUUGGUUACACUGAAGGAGGCCAGCUGACUGAGGCAGUCAGGCGCCGUCCCUACACUGUCGUACUUUUUGAUGAGAUCGAGAAGGCACACCCUGAUGUCUUCAACAUGAUGCUUCAGAUUCUUGAGGACGGAAGGUUGACAGAUAGCAAAGGCAGAACUGUAGAUUUUAAGAAUACACUUCUGAUUAUGACAUCAAACGUUGGAAGCAGUGUGAUUGAGAAGGGAGGCAGGCGUAUCGGUUUUGAUCUGGAUUAUGAUGAGAAGGAUAGUAGUUACAACCGAAUCAAGAGCCUGGUGACCGAGGAACUCAAGCAGUACUUCAGGCCGGAGUUCUUGAACAGGUUGGAUGAGAUGAUUGUAUUCCGGCAGCUCACAAAGCAGGAGGUGAAGGAGAUAGCUGAUAUAAUGCUCAAGGAAGUAUUUGACAGGCUCAAGUCGAAGGAUAUCGAGCUUCAGGUCACGGAGAGGUUCAGAGAUAGGGUGGUGGAGGAAGGAUACAACCCAAGUUAUGGAGCAAGGCCGCUUAGAAGAGCCAUAAUGAGACUCUUGGAGGACAGCAUGGCCGAGAAGAUGCUGGCAAGAGAGAUCAAGGAGGGCGAUUCGGUUAUUGUGGAUGUUGACUCUGAUGGUAAUGUGACGGUUCUCAACGGCAGCAGCGGCGCGCCGCCUGAAUCACUGCCGGAACCAAUCGCAGUGUAGAUCAGAUGCUUUCUGUUUGGUUUGCUGCCGUUGCAGCUGCUGUUGCAGCUGCUGCCUGGUCAGGUAAAAAACUAAUGUUAAUGCUCGUCCUAUUGAGAGCCAGGAGGUUGGGUGUUGGCCUGCUGAGCCAAGUCUGAAUUCAUGGCCAUGGCCAGCCUUGAAAGAUGAUUGUACCUAUUAUAUUUAUAUUGCCGUCCCGGGCAGGCGGCCUGGCAGGCAUAGUUGAGCUUGAAAACAGAAGGGUUAGUGCUAGAUUUUAGCAGAGAUUUUCUGUUAAAAAGGACAUGUUUUUUUCACAGUUAAGACUGGUCUUUACUUGCUUAUUUGUAUGAAAAUAUGGAGCUCUGGGGUUGAGUAAUGGUAAUAGUACUGUACCUUCAUUUUUCUU